Molecule: messenger RNA, 1562 nt
Organism: Panicum virgatum (switchgrass)
Lineage: Eukaryota; Viridiplantae; Streptophyta; Magnoliopsida; Poales; Poaceae
Product: protein RESTRICTED TEV MOVEMENT 2-like
Exons: 2
Coding region: 439-1317 (292 amino acids)
Source: RefSeq, a predicted model, not a curated record
UGUACUGAGAAAAUUUGAAAUAAAAAUUGGAAGGCCUAGCCGACUCAAAAUUCCAUGCCGGUCCUGAAGUCUAAAAAUACCUAUCCGACUCAAAUUAAUAUGCUUCUCUUGAGCAACCGACCAACAUCUCCUGCAAGUUCACAUGGACUGAUUUCCCGUCCCCUGAAAACAAGCAAGGAAUACUUCCCAUGCUCUGCGUUGCCCAGGCUAGGAGGUGAGAAAAUCCCGAGGGUCACUUGUCCAUGAAGCCAACUUCAUGCUCGAAUCUAUUCUUCUCCUCUCCUAUACCACCUGCUCUGUCCACAGAAGUGUUUGUAUAUAUACAUCCAGCGCAAAUCGCCAUUGCCAUCAACACCACACCAGCAGCAGAAGCAUUCCGAUCGACAGCACAUCGCGUUCAGCCAGUUGGAGGGUACCAUCGAAGAAGAAGCCGCAUCCAUGGCCAGGGCCCGCAACCGCGCCUACGAGGAGUACGACCCCUCCGUCGAGUGGAGCCGCGGCGCCGAGGCCGACAGCGUCAAGAUCGUACUCCCAGGGUUCAAGAAGGACGACAUACGCGUGCUGGUGGACAACCACGGCCACCUGCGGACGAGCGGCGAGCGGCCCCUCGCCGGCAACCGGUGGAGCCGCUUCCAGAAGGACUUCCAGCUCCCGGACAACUGCAGCGUCGACGGCAUCCGCGCCAAGUUCCAGAGCGAGACGCUCACCAUCACGCUCCCCAAGAAGGCUCCCUCGCCGCCGCCCGCCCCGCCCGUGCCCACCAUGGGGAGGUCGGCACCGCAGGAAUUCAGGGAGUCGGCGCCGGCGGCGCCUCUGGCUCCUGCCACUUCCCAGAGGCAGCCCGCCGAGCACAGGCCGUCGCUGCCGAGGAAGCCGUCGGCUGUUGAGCCGGCGCCGGAGCUGCCCGCGCGGCUGCCCUCCGUUCCGACGCCUGCUGCGGCGGCCACCAAGCCCGAGCCGUCGCUGGCCGCCGUCCAGAGGGCGAAGGAGGAGGAGGAGGAGAAGAAGCGGAUGGAGAGGGAGAUGAUGGGGAAAAUGGAGGAGGACAGGAAGGCGGCGCAGGAGAAGGAGAAGGAGAAGGAGAUGACCCAGGAGCACCAGGACGAGGCGGCGAUGGGAGAGAUGGCGAUGGCGCGCCAGCCCAGGCCGGCCCCCGCGGCCCGCGGGCUGCUGGUGAACCUGGCGGUCGCGGCGGUGCUGCUCCUCGGGAUCACCGUCUACGUGUGGCACAACCUGCGGAACGCAGCCGGCGGCGCGGGCGGUCACGGCCAAUUCCAUGGGCACCUGGGAGCCGGGAGCUACGGCGACGAGAUGUGAGCAAGCUGAGUCGAGGUGUGGCGGUGGCGUGGCGUGCGAGUAGCCGAGUACACAGUAAACUGGCUAGGAGGCAAUGCAAGCAUAUAAUUACACAUACACACAUACAUGGCAGGCGUGGGGUACAUAUAACAUAUAUGGGUGCUGUUGGUUUAUCAUCUGGUGUGACGGUUUAAUGAGCUCAAAGAUGGGUAUUUGCUUGGUCGAUCAAGUUCAGAAAAAUAAAAUGAUACCCAAAUACUGUAUUA